AGUUAGCACUGAUUUUCGACCAAUAUGGUUGACACCAACACUAUCGGCGAUUCUGCUGAGGGUAGCGGCCAGGUCCUGCGAUCUCCCAGGACUAUGCGUAUCUUAAUAUGUGGAUGCUGGGAUCUGAUGCACACUGGUCACUUCAAUGCCAUCAGACAAGUUGCGACCAUCGCUCACGAGAUUGAGAGGGAGAAAGAAUUGGAAGGGGAGAGGGUUCGUGUUGAAGUCGUGGCUGGAAUCCACCCUAACAAGGAAAUCCGUCGAGUGAAAGGAGGGGAAUUCGUCUGUUCGGAAGAGGAGAAGGAGACGAUGUUGAGGUCCUGUAAGUGGGUGGAUGACAUUGUGCACGAUGUUCCUUACAAGCCCCUCACAGUGGAGUUCCUGGAUAAGCAUCGCAUCGAUUAUGCGGUGCAUGGUGACGACAUUGCCAAAGCCUCUGAUGGUACCGAUAUGUAUGGUUACGUCAAAGAAGCUGGAAGAUACCGCGAGUUUAGGAGGAGCGAGUGUAUCUCUACAACGACCCUGAUCAAUAGAAUUUUGGGUUGUUACCCCGGUGCAAACGCCAACGAGGCUUUCUCACUGACCAGCAGGAGGAUGACCGAGUUUUCAAGGGGUUACAAGCCUAUCGAGAGUGCCAGUAAAAUUGUGUAUAUCUCCGCGGUUUGGGAUUUAUUGCACACUGCACAUAUUGAGGCUCUCCGACUCGCUAACGAUGCUGUCAAAGGCGCUGACUAUCUUCUAGUUGGCGUUAGACAUGAUUCUUCAGCAAAUGGAGAAAGGGACAGGACGAUCACAUCUGAUGGCGAGCGUGCGUUAUCCUUGCUCAGUUGCCGCUACGUAUCUGACGUAGUAUUACAAGCUCCGGAGCGCCCAAGUGCCGAUUUCUUCAGAGCAUUCAACGUAGUUAUCCCACUAUACGUUGAAUAG
Messenger RNA from Perkinsus marinus ATCC 50983, 927 nucleotides. Its product is annotated as Ethanolamine-phosphate cytidylyltransferase, putative. The transcript has 11 exons. The coding region runs from base 25 to 927 and encodes 300 amino acids. Gene Ontology annotation, cellular component: cytoplasm. Gene Ontology annotation, biological process: phosphatidylethanolamine biosynthetic process. Gene Ontology annotation, molecular function: ethanolamine-phosphate cytidylyltransferase activity. Lineage: Eukaryota; Perkinsozoa; Perkinsida; Perkinsidae. The record is from RefSeq and is a predicted model, not a curated record.